GAAUGCACCCAAUCUGUAGCGUGGCUAUUCGCAAUGGAGUUAUCAGAUAUAUACAUGAGAAUAGCCAAAAUGACCCUUUAUCUCAGCCCAAAUAAGAUUUUCGUAAAUCUGUGCAAGAGCAAGAUUGAUUCAUGCGUCGUGUUUAUAUUUGUCUUCCUUUCCUAUCAUUAUGACCUAACGCGGAAACAAAAGAUAUUCUUCAGCGAAACGACUAGGAAUCACCGUUAUAUAUAUAUAUAUGUGUAUAUAUAUAUAUAUAUAUAUAUAUCUCCUUGGCACAUUGGAGUAAGUGUAAGCUUAUCUGCGAUCUAUUUUUUGGUUAUCGCGCUUUGCAUUAAAAUACACUGUAACUUCACGAGGGUAUACUGAUUACUCGUUGCAAUCAUGCCGAGAGACCUGAGACAAACUAUGAAGAAAGUUCGACGUGGGUCUCGUGGUAAGCGCCAAGAUAUCACAUCGUUUAGAUACGAACAGAAAAUGAUAUUGGAUUCAAUGAUAGAUGGCACAGAUGCCGUUCAAAAUAACGUAUUAAUGGAACUUGGUGCACAACUCGCAUCUAAACUCAAGGUUUCUGCAAAUUUCAAGUUGAAACAGGAACGUGCGAAAUCCAACAGGACUGCAAUGUGUGAAACUCAGGAGCAAGUUGCAUCGAAUUCCUCAGGAUACGAAACGGACAUUAUGAGGAUGGCGAGUACAUUGUGGGUAUCGUCGAGUAGCGGAUCAGUAGCUAGCAACACAACGCACAAUAGUAUUAUGCAAGAUGAAAGUGAAUCCACAGAAGAAGAAAAAGAAACAAAUGACAUCAGGACAUCAGCUACGACAAAUCACUUGAAGAUUGACACAUUUCACACAUGCAGGUCAAUGAAUAAAGAUGUUACAUUGCAUGAAAAUGAUGCAAGAACCAUGUCAGAUAAACCACAGAACAUUGCUUUGAAUUGCAAGUCAAAAUUAAAGCUCAAAGUAGAAUUGGACAAAGUUACAGCAACUAAUUGUUUAUGUUCAUGUCAGAUACAGGAGAAACAUUCAGUUACAAAUCAGGCUGAUAUCUGCAGCAAAUCACCAAAAAAAAGUAAAAAGAAUAAAAUAGCAAUGAGAGAGUUUAAGGAAAAUACACAGAAGGAAUGCUGUUGCAUUAAAGAAGAAACAGAAAAAAAUUGUGCAACAAAGAAAACAAAAAAUGCACGGGAAAUUACACAGCAGUUGUCAGAAAAUAUGUUUUCAGAUUAUAUACCUGUGCCAGAAAUGAAAAAAAUCUUGGAAAAUCAAACAUUUGAUAAUAUACAAUAUGUAAAAGGAACUAUCCGUGUAAACCCUAAAUAUAAUCAUUUUGCUUAUAUAAGCAUGAUAGAUGGGGAACGUGAUUUAUUAAUAAAUAGUAUAAUUGAUAGAAAUCGUGCUUUUGAUGGAGAUUUAGUUGUAGCACGUAUAAAUCCUGAAGAAAAUUGGCAGAUACUUGCCAAUGGAAAAAUACAAAAAACUGGCACAGUUAUUUGUAUAUUGGAUAAACUACAUCCAAGGAAGGCAAUUGGGUAUUUAACACAACAUGUACGAAAAUGCAAGCCUUAUGUGCUAAUCAAACCGAAAGAUAUAAGAAUACCAUUGAUUAGGAUACCCUCAAAGUCAAUGCCAAAUUUGUAUCAUAAGCAACCAAAUCUUUAUAAUAAUGUAAUAUUUUUGAUUGUCAUUAAUCACUGGACACAGCCGAGUCAUGCAUCAGGGGAAAUUCUCCAGAUAGUGGGUGAAUCUGGUGACCUAAAUGCAGAAGUAACAGCAAUAUUACUCGAAAACAAUUUGGAUGUGUCGCCGUAUCGACAAGAGUUGUUACAAGGGCUUCCCGAUAGUGAUUAUGUCUUGACAAAUGCCGAUAUAAUGGGCAGAGAAGAUUGGAGCAACGAAUGUGUUUUCACGAUAGAUCCUGCCACAGCUGUUGAUUUGGAUGAUGCUGUGUCUUGUAAAGUCUUGAAAAAUGGCAACUAUGAGGUUGGUGUGCACAUAUCAGACGUAACGCAUUAUUUAGAACUCUUCUCUCCAUUAGAUAAAGCAAUUUCUAAACGAGCCACCACUGUUUAUUUACCACACACAUCUUACCACAUGUUGCCGGAGCAGCUCUGUCGAGUUUGUUCCUUGCUACCCGGCAAGGAUAAAUUAGCUUUCUCAGUAAUUUGGGAACUGACACCGGACGGCGAAAUUGUGGAACAACGUUUCGCAAAGACUGUAAUAAGAUCAUGUUGUCAAUUGUCCUAUGACCUUGCUCAAAUUAUGAUUGAUAAUCCUGAAGAAGUUUUAUCUGAUAAAGUUUUGGACAUAAAAGGAAAUUUCACGGCGUUAUCAUUAUCCAAUACGGUGAAUAAUCUUUUUAAAUUGUCGACUAGCUUGCGAAAUAAACGAUUUAGUAACGGUGCGCUCAGCUUGGACCAACCAAAAAUACAUAUAUGUAUGGACCCCAAAAUUAUGCGGGAACACGGAAUUUCAGUACCUGUGAACUACCAACUCGAAGAAAGAAGAGACAGUAACAGGCUCAUAGAAGAAUUUAUGCUGUUGGCAAAUAUGACAGUUGCCGCGCAAUUAUAUAGCACGAUUCCUGAAACGGCUUUAUUGCGCAUCCAUAGAGAUCCGAUCAAGCAUAGUCUUGUAACGAUUCAUGAGACAUUGCGAAAAUACGGAAUCCAUUUGGACAUCGAGACAGCUGGAGCUUUAAAUGCCAGUAUUCAACGCUAUGAAAGAGAUUUAUUAGAAUGUAAUUCUAGCACAAUGAACAAUACGAUGCAACAUGUUAUAAUGGUUAUCACGAAUUUAUGUUCAAAAGCUAUGACACGUGCAGAAUACAAGUGUGCAUCUGCCGUCACUUCGAGCGAUGACUUGAAGCAUUACGCAUUGAAUGUACCACUUUAUACGCACUUUACGUCCCCUAUUCGAAGGUAUUCCGAUUGCAUAGUUCAUCGUUUGCUCUAUGCGACGAUCGCGAAUAAACCAAUGCCAAGGAAAUGGACGGCUAAACUUUGUUCUAGAAUAUCAAACAAUUGCAACGUGAAGAAGUACAACGCAAAAUUAGCUCAAGAGCAAAGUACCGAGCUAUUCUUCGUGCACAUGGUAGGUCUUGCGGGAAGUUUUGAAGCUCUGGCUAUUGUAGCGGAGAUAAAGGAACGCAAUAUGGAUGUUAUUCUCUGUGAUACCGGCAUAAAGUUGAAGAUAUAUUUUAAAGACAUAAAACACACCGUUGCUGUAAAGUAUUCGGCAGAUCUAACGGUCCCAACUGUAACAAUUCAAUGGAAGACGCUUCCCGUUACACAGAUAAUUAAUAUGUUUUCUUCGGUACGUGUACGAGUGGAAAAAAUGAACGAAGACUUGCGUUUAAAAGCAACCCUCAUUCAAUAAUAGCGAGGUGAUGCGCAACGUUUGUAAUAUUUUUAUUUUUGUAUUUUUUUUUACAAGGUAAAUGGCUAUGUUUACAUCGGUGUUUAUACAAGGUGUGUAUUCGCGAGUAAUGAAUGACAAUCGUAAGUACGCAUUCGUAAAUGUGUGUCAACGCGUAUGUCAAUUGUAUAAAGUAUACGUAUUCUGGUAUAGUUCUAAUAUAUAGUUAAUAUAUUUAUAAAUGUAUUAGCGUAUGUAGAAUAUAUACAGUAAUUUAUUUGCGAAUGCAUAUUUAAAAUUGCCAUUUGUUAUUUCGGGAUAUAUUUUGCAUCAGUUUAUACUAGUAGCCUGAUACGACGAAUCAUUGUGACGACGAAAGAUUCUUUUUUUCUUUCUUUUUUAUAAUUUAUAUAUAUAGUGGAAAUUGCAUAUUUAUAUGUUGUAUUUAUAUGUGUAUUAAAAAAUAAGUCUACCAAUUUGGAGGAUCACAAAUGAUAAUUGUUAAGAAUACAGGAAAAGGAUGUUAAUUCAUAAUUAUUACCGCACGAAGAAUUAGAAGUGUGGUAUCGUUAAAAUAAAAGUAACAUUCCACUCUUAAACGUAUCAUUAUACAUGUACGUAUGUAUAUGGCGUCUUUAUAGAGAUCUUUUUUUAUCAUUAUUGUACAUUAAGAAACUCGGAUCAUGUCUCUCUAUUUGAAAGACCAAAUUUGUAUAUAUAAUCCAUUAUUGACAAUUGUAAAUUUAAGCAAUUUUUAAUUUAUAAAAUAUCGUGUAUUGCGUAUAAAUAUUGCUCUCUCUCUCUCUCUCUCUUUCUCUCUCUUAUAAUGUGAUCUUCCGAUUCGAUGGGAUGAGAGAUUAACAUCUUUUUAUACUACUAUUACUAUUAAUACCAUUUUACGUGAUUGAUAUGCUAAUCUUUUUAAGCAUUAAGUCAACAAUAAAUAAAUAUUCAUUCUUUUUUCGCGCGCAGACAAAUCAUUUUACUGAACGGUACUUAAUGAAUUGUUAUCGAAUAUGAUAUAUAGUUAUAUGAUAUAUGAUAUAUAGUUUUCUUCGGUAAAACACGAAUUUUUAUUAUUGCAAACACAUGGAAAUGGUUGACAAAAGUAGAGUAUGCGUAUGCAUUUUCGUCAAUUUACAUGCGACUUUGAUUGAUCGUCAUUGAACUACUUCACAAAUUAAGAUCAAGACAUGUAGAUGCGUUGCAGACAAUACAGGACAAGCAUUGCUGUUUUAAAAUAUUAAUUUAUUGUAAAUACGACAUAUACAUGUACAAUUGGAUGCAUUAAUGUUAUCUGGUGCAUCCGUUCCGUUUUCGUGUGUUUUUUGAGCGAGCUUUAUUACAAUGAAAAAGAUCAGUGAAAUCUUGCAAGUGCUAACGGAUCAGCGAAAUUAAUGCACCCGAUCAUACGAACCGUGUGUUGUAAUAUAUUUAUAUGAUUUACACAUAAAUACUACAUAAACCUGUAUUGACGGUCAGAGCGGAUAUAUACACUUUCAGAUUUCAUUUCA
Harpegnathos saltator (Jerdon's jumping ant) is the source of this 4868-nucleotide messenger RNA. Its product is annotated as Dis3 like 3'-5' exoribonuclease 2. The transcript has 9 exons. The coding region runs from base 385 to 3375 and encodes 996 amino acids. Gene Ontology annotation, molecular function: 3'-5'-RNA exonuclease activity; RNA binding. Lineage: Eukaryota; Metazoa; Arthropoda; Insecta; Hymenoptera; Formicidae. Gene Ontology annotation, biological process: mRNA catabolic process; miRNA catabolic process. Gene Ontology annotation, cellular component: P-body. The record is from RefSeq and is a predicted model, not a curated record.